GCGCUGGCUCCCGGGGAGCGGCCGCCGCGGACAUGGGCCCCCGCUCCGUCCCGCUCCUGCCGCUGCUGCUGGCGCUGCUCGGCCGCCCGGACCCCGGGAGAGCCGAGGGCUGUGACCUGCAGCCGGUGACAGCAGAGCCACCCAUCACCCUCUCCUAUGCCACCAGCACGGUGCCCCGGGGCUGUGUCAGCAACAGCUCCCUGGGCACCGACCGUGAGGUCCAUGUGCUCAGCGUCAAGUGGUCCAAGGUCUCUGCUGCCCCUCUGACGGUGACAGUGACCCCAGGAGCCGGUGCCUGCAGCCGCCCAGCAGUGCUGAUCCUCCUCUGCAGCCGCUGCCCUGCCAGGAUCACCUCCCCGUGCUCCAACCUGAUCCUCCACACCGACGCCCACCUCAUCCCAGAGAGCACCAUCAGAGCACCAAACCCCGAGCCAUCCAUCGUCUCCAGCGAGGAGGAGCUGCUGGCCUGGGCUCUGGAUGCCUAUGGGGGCAUCACGUCCUACAGCGAGCUGCAGGACCCCCGCAGGCUCCAGCUGCACCUGGGGGAAGAUGCCCACAGCCCUCCAGAGUGCGUUCCCCAGGAGAACUUCAAUGCCAUGCUGCACCUGGAGGCUGAGGUCUUCUUCCACGGGGUGAAGAGCUGCUCACGCAGUGAUGCCCAGAGCACCAGGGCUGCCCACAUCAUCCAUCUGCAGUCGGAGCCCAGCUCCUCCAUCACAAGGGUGAACCUGUCUCUGAGCUGUUCUCAGAACUCUGCUGGCAACCAGAUCCUUAUCCUGCAGAGCAAGGCCAACUUCACCUGGUUCCUGUCCGCAGAGUGCAACAUCCAGUUACUGGUCUCUGGGAGUUACAAGAUGCCCCUUUUCUCCAUGCUGCUCCCUGGGAAUCCCCUGCCUGACACAGAGCAGGGCCUCAUUGCUGAGGCCUUUGAGAAGAACUACAGUGUCAUUGCCUCCUACUCCGCCAUCCCUGCCAGCAGCCACAUCAGCCUGCAGAUUCACGAGCACGGGACGGUCGAGACGCCCGUGAGCACCACCCCCAUGGUCAUCACACAGCUCCCAGACCUACCCCACCAGGUGCUGCGCACGCUCAAGCCCUGGAAGUGCACAGAUGAAACCAUGGAGAUUGUCAUCAUCAGGUCCUACCUGGAGCCCAUCAAGGACGUGGUGAACAUCACCCUGAGGGACAUCCGCUGCCAGGCAGAGAAAAAUGCCACCCACUUCAUGCUGAAAAGCCCCCUCAGCCACUGUGGCACCUCGCUGGAGGGCAGGGGCUAUGCCAACAAUGAGCUCAUCCUCAGCCUGGCCAAGGACGCCGUGCUCCGGAGCGUGCGGGUGGGUUUCCAGUGCGAGAUCCCACGGGAGCUCUUCCUGCGCCUUUUCCCCACCGCCGACUUCAAGGCGCCGCAGACGGAGCUGGAGAUCAACAAGGAGGCCUUUGUGCAGGCGUCCAUGCGGUGGAUGGAUCACCCGGCCGACCUGCAGCUGAAGGAGUGCUGGCUGGUGGCCUCGGAGCGGGAGCCGGUGCUGCUGGUGCAGGGCGGGCAGGCGCGGGGAGCAGGGGUGGCGGUGCUGGACGGACCCCCCAGCAGCCACGGCAGGAAGGUCUGGCGCUUCCGCUUCACCUACAGCGUUCCUGAGGGCGGCCACAUCCCCUUCUCCGCAUUCCUGCGGUGCAAGGCCGGCCUGCAGAAUGACACCAUCUUCGAGAAGGUGCUGGAGGUGAGAGUGAAGGAUGCCUGGCGGCCGCUCAACUACCGUGGGCUGGGGCUGGGCGCUGUCCUGGGCAUCACCUUUGGCGCCUUCCUCAUCGGGGCGCUCCUCACUGCCGUGCUCUGGUACAUCUACUCGCACACCCGUCCCAUCUCCAAACUGCAGCCAGUUUCCAGCACGGCGCCAGCCUCGGAGAGCAGCAGCACCAACCACAGCAUUGGCAGCACCCAGAGCACCCCCUGCUCCACCAGCAGCAUGGCCUGA
Messenger RNA from Melozone crissalis (California towhee), 1976 nucleotides. It is a transcript of the gene ENG, whose product is annotated as endoglin. Lineage: Eukaryota; Metazoa; Chordata; Aves; Passeriformes; Passerellidae. Bases 33 to 1976 code for a protein of 647 amino acids. The record is from RefSeq and is a predicted model, not a curated record. Gene Ontology annotation, biological process: vasculogenesis. The transcript has 15 exons.